AUGCAAAAACAAAUUGAAAAUUUGCAAAACUCAUACACAAAACUUUCAUCUAAUAAAAGAAAUUCAAUUGAUGAUGCUGGUUCUUCAAUUUAUAAUGCUCCAAGUUUCGAUACCUUAAGUAGAACUUCAUCUUCCAAAAAACAAAAAGUUCAUAAUGGAAAUUCAACACCACAUAAUUCAAUUAGUGUUUUUAAUGAUGAAAAUAUAAUGAAAAUUAAUACCUUUUUUUUCACCGAUUUAAUUUCAAUUGGUAAACCAUUAUACCUUUUAAAGGAGAAUUAUCUGGUAUUGGUUUUUCCAGUUCCAGUUUUAAAAAUUGUUAUGGGUGGAUUCAAGAUUGUAAAAAAAAAAGAAGAUAAUCCACAACUUCUUAAAGAAGGAUUUUAUUUAAUGGUAUCAUAUCAUUUCCAACUCCCAACUCUUCAUGAUAUGAAAAGUGAUAUUCGAUAUUCUGAUAUUGACACCAACGAGAUGGCACUCGAUACUUGGAUUUUCCCCAGCGAGAGAAAUCUCAAAACAAAAAAAGAUUAUUUUUUUAUUGAUGGUCCAUAUGAUGAUAUUGGUGAUUAA
This is a messenger RNA of Dictyostelium purpureum, 570 nucleotides long. RefSeq lists its product as uncharacterized. The transcript is spliced from 2 exons. The record is from RefSeq and is a predicted model, not a curated record. Lineage: Eukaryota; Evosea; Eumycetozoa; Dictyosteliales; Dictyosteliaceae. The coding region runs from base 1 to 570 and encodes 189 amino acids.